Messenger RNA from Parasteatoda tepidariorum (common house spider), 1584 nucleotides. Its product is annotated as sushi, von Willebrand factor type A, EGF and pentraxin domain-containing protein 1. The record is from RefSeq and is a predicted model, not a curated record. NCBI's taxonomy places the organism in Eukaryota, Metazoa, Arthropoda, Arachnida, Araneae, Theridiidae.
AUGAACUCAGAGUUUCGCCCAUGUGGACCACCAGAACGACAACAGAAUACUUUACUCUACCCUACACAUAAAGGAGGUAGAAGUUCAGGAACGCCCAAAGCACUCUCUGAUGUGCCAGAUAACUUAGAAGAGCCAAAUGGUCAAACUCGAUGGUAUUCUCACAACACAGAAGUUCGUUUCAAUUGCAUAAGAGGGAUCUAUGGGGAGAAAACUACGUGGAAAAUCGUUUGCGAAGAUGGCAAUUGGGUUGGUGGUGCAUACAAAUGUGAAAAUGAGCCGGAGCCUCCCCCAGACGAGGAUCGCCGUAACAAAUCAUGUGUCUUCCUUAAUACGGAACCAAACCUUGUUGCCUUCUUGGGUGAUGAACUGAUUGAGGAUGAAGAGACUGAACAUCCUCCCCAUACAGAGCUUGUUUUUCGUUGCAAGGACAUUGGAAAGUACAGCUUGAUAGGCAGUGUCAGAAGAAGAUGUAUCCAUGGAGAUUGGGAUGGUGUCAAACCCUCCUGUUAUGGACUCUCUCAAGAGAAUGAUUAUGCUUUGGAAAAGCCGCCAACUAUUCUGUUUAGACAUCAACUCGGUCCUAUAGCUCAAAGCAAUGAAGGGAAACUUAUUGUCUAUCCUGGAACUAUUCUUCACCUGGAAUGUUUAUGGAUCAGAAAGUAUGGUAUUCCACACUGGCAAGUUAGUCACUCUUACAGGAAAUAUCCAGAAGGGUGGACGAACGAGGCAGGGCGUGAUCCUCAACUGGAGUACCGACUGUCCAUUUAUCAUGCCCAGAAGGACGAUUCGGGACGCUUUACUUGCAUAACUCCCAUGGGCCAUAGACACUCAGUGGAUAUCGUAGUAGCUGCCGUGCAUUGCCCUGAAUUUCCUCAAACUCCUGGUCUCCAUGUGAGCAAUCCAAGUACACAGCUGGACACCAAAGUCGUUUUUUCAUGUCGAGAUGGACAAACACUGAUAGGAAUGGAUCAAGCAACUUGCUUGCCCUCUGGUAACUGGUCAGCGGAUGAACCAAUUUGUCAAGUCACAGGUUGUCCAGAUUUAACAAACGUAACUAAGGAAAAUCUUACAAUAAAUGUAACUGGAAAUACAAUCGGAUCAAGAGCAAAGUUUUCAUGUCCAGUUGGCUAUGGUCUUAGAGGGAAUGACACAAUUCAAUGUCUGGAUACUGGACAGUGGUCUUCAAGUGUGCCAUUUUGCAAAGAGGUAAUCUGUGAUCCUCCGGAAAAUCCGAAGAAUGGUUACCUACAAAGUAGUAAUAAAGACAAAUACAGAGGAGGAGAUGUUUUGAACUUUGCUUGCGAAACCAACUACAUGAUGGAUGGUACAGGCAUCAUGGUAUGUCAAGAAAAUGGUAGAUGGUCGUCAUCUGUACCAAAAUGUGUUGCGGCUUGUCAGUAUCCAGGAAUCACACCUGAUGCCACUAUCUCGCAGAAUGUUCAAUUCUUCUAUCGCAUCAACGAUACUGUAACUUACGACUGUAAGGAUGGUUUCGAACUUAGAGGGGCCAAAAUGCUUCGAUGUCUGGAAGAUGGCAGAUGGUCAAGUACAACGCCCACUUGCCAUUCCACGAGGAAAGGCUAA